Molecule: messenger RNA, 3267 nt
Organism: Microsporum canis CBS 113480
Lineage: Eukaryota; Fungi; Ascomycota; Eurotiomycetes; Onygenales; Arthrodermataceae
Product: ATP-dependent helicase NAM7
Exons: 2
Coding region: 1-3267 (1088 amino acids)
Biological process (GO): nuclear-transcribed mRNA catabolic process, nonsense-mediated decay
Cellular component (GO): cytoplasm
Molecular function (GO): RNA helicase activity; RNA binding; zinc ion binding
Source: RefSeq, a predicted model, not a curated record
AUGGGAAACCAUAUGGUUUCUGAUUCUGCAGCUACGAUUAAUGCCGGUGGUGACGAUAUGUCGACCGUGGACGGCGAUGAGAGCGUGUUGAAUAUGGCGGGCGGACCCCAGAAACGAAGACAUGACGAUGAAGACGAGGGCUCGGAUGACCUCGAUGACGAUGACGAUGACGACCUAGAGAGCAUGGCCAGUGUUGCUGUUGAUGGCGCCGGCAAGGCGCAGGCAAACAAGGCAGAGGAGGAAAAAGAGCUCCCCGCACAUGCAUGCAGCAGCGUGGUAAAGUGUCUGACCUGUAACAAGUGGUUUUGCAGUGCUCGUGGAAACACGUCCUCGUCCCAUAUCGUGAACCAUCUGGUCCGGGCCCGCCACAAGGAAGUUCAGCUCCAUCCGGCGUCGUCACUCGGGGAUACCAUACUGGAGUGUUAUAACUGCGGAACGAAGAAUGUAUUCCUCCUUGGGUUUAUUCCGGCAAAGUCCGACACCGUUGUCGUGCUGCUCUGCCGCCAGCCAUGUGCGGCCAUGCCGUCUUCAAAGGACAUGAACUGGGAUACGUCACGAUGGCAACCACUCAUGGAAGACCGCUCUUUUUUGCCAUGGCUCGUCUCCGCGCCCUCUGACCAAGAGCAACUCCGGGCUCGUCACCUCAGCCCACAGAUGAUCGCCAAGUUGGAAGAGCUGUGGAAGGAGAAUGCCACGGCAACCGUCGAAGACUUGGAGAAGGCCACAGGCGUAGAUGAUGAACCGGCGCCGGUUCUACUUCGAUACGACGACGCUUACCAGUACCAAAACGUCUUUGGCCCUCUUGUCAAGAUCGAGGCCGACUACGACCGUAAGUUAAAAGAGGCUCAGUCGCAAGACGGCCUUAGUGUACGAUGGGACCUUGGCUUGAACAAUAAACACCUUGCCAGUUUUGUCCUUCCGAAGCUUGAGCUCGGUGACGUGAAGCUUGCUGUCGGUGAUGAAAUGCGACUCAAGUAUGCCGGAGAGCUUCGAUCGAAGUGGGAGGGCGUCGGAUAUGUCAUCAAGAUACCCAACAACCAGUCUGAUGAAGUUACCAUCGAGUUGCGCUCAAAGGGGGACCACAAGUCGGUGCCUACAGAAAUAUCCCAUAAUUUCACUGCGGAUUACGUCUGGAAAGCCACCUCCUUCGACCGUAUGCAGCUCGCAAUGAAGACCUUUGCUGUGGAUGAGAUGAGCGUGUCAGGCUACCUUUUCCACCGUCUACUGGGAAACGAAGUUGCCGCUGCGCCUAUGAAGACCCAAAUGCCAAAGCAAUUUAGCGUACCCGGCCUCCCCGGCCUCAACAGCAGUCAGAUUAACGCCGUCAAGGCAGUUCUACAGAAACCCCUGAGUUUGAUCCAAGGUCCUCCCGGAACAGGAAAAACCGUCACAUCGGCUACCAUCAUCUACCAUCUUGCAAAGGUCAAUGCAGGCCAGGUGCUUGUCUGCGCCCCGUCCAACGUUGCCGUUGAUCAGCUCUGCGAAUGCAUUCAUAGAACUGGACUGAAAACUGUUCGUGUAACUGCAAAAUCUCGAGAAGAUGUCGAAUCACCGGUCCGCCACCUUUCGCUUCACGAACAAGUGCGCAACAAUGACAGCAAUAUCGAGCUUGUCAAACUUAACCAGCUAAAGGCUGAAUUGGGUGAACUCUCAAGCCAGGAUGAAAAGAAAUAUAAACAGCUCACGCGUGCCGCAGAAAAGGAGAUUUUAACCAACGCUGAUGUUAUCUGCUGCACCUGCGUCGGCGCUGGUGACCCACGACUUGCGAAAUCCAAGUUCCGUACUGUUCUAAUCGACGAAUCGACCCAGUCCGCGGAGCCAGAAUGUAUGAUCCCACUUGUCCUGGGCUGCAAACAAGCCGUCCUUGUCGGCGACCACCAACAGCUUGGACCAGUUAUCAUGAACAAGAAGGCUGCCAAAGCUGGUUUGAACCAAUCCCUCUUCGAACGACUGGUUAUUCUAGGAUGCGCCCCUAUCCGUCUGAACGUUCAGUACCGAAUGCAUCCUUGCCUAUCUCAGUUCUCUUCAAACAUGUUCUACGAGGGCUCUCUCCAGAACGGUGUGUCUAGCGAGGACCGUCUGCUCAAGAAUGUUGAUUUUCCCUGGCCAGUCGCAGAUAAACCCAUGAUGUUCUGGUCGAACUUGGGGAAUGAGGAAAUAUCAGCCUCUGGAACAUCGUAUCUUAAUCGAACCGAAGCCGCCAACGUGGAAAAAAUUGUCACCCGCUUUUUCAAAGCUGGCGUCAAACCAUCCGGAAUUGGCAUUAUCACUCCAUAUGAAGGUCAACGCAGCUAUGUUGUCAGCUCUAUGCAGUUGACCGGCACGUUUAAAAAGGAGUCUUACAAGGAAAUCGAAGUUGCUUCCGUCGAUGCCUUCCAGGGACGUGAAAAGGACUUCAUCGUCCUCUCCUGUGUUCGAUCCAACGACCACCAAGGAAUCGGUUUCCUUAGCGACCCUCGCCGAUUAAACGUGGCCCUCACCCGUGCUAAAUACGGUCUGGUCAUCCUCGGAAACCCCAAGGUUCUCUCCAAACAUCCAUUGUGGAACUACCUGUUACGCCAUUUCAAGGAACAGAACUGCCUCGUGGAAGGUCCGCUCUCUAACCUACAGACAUCCCUCAUUCAGUUCAGUCGGCCAAAGCAAGCCUACCGUGGCCCACAGCGCUUCCAGAUGUCGUUCAACCAUGCGUCUAAUGUCGAUAGUAGCAUGCUGAAUGGAAGAAAUGGUCAUCCCCACGAUUAUCACGAUGCCGGGUCAGUUGUUAGCUAUAUCCCUGAUGAUGUGUCUUCAGUGCACUCAUCUGCUUUGGGAGGUGUUGCUAUUCCUUCCGGAUACCCCCAUAUGUUCCAAAACUUCAAUGAAUCUUGGCCUUCUGCUCCAAAUAACCGUCGUCCCAAUAGUUCCAGGAUGAGAGGCGCACCAAGCGUUGCGGGAGAGUCAGUCGCGGCUACAGAGUCAGAUGUUACUAGCAGUGUUGUGGGUGGAAAUAGUACCGUCGGCCAAGGUGGAGUUAGUCUCUCCGGCCUAAGCAUCCAUGACGUUCAGAAGCAGACGAGUCUCAGUCAAUCCGACCGUCUAAAGCGUUACGUCGAGUCAAGCGGCCGUCCCGAGCAAUACCGGGGUGGAACUGACGCGGGAAGCGUCUUCGGUGGUAGUGCUGCCGGAAUCCGCAUCCCGCGUCAGAAUCUAGGGCAUUCAGGCGACGACGAUGAUGCCCGCAGUGUCUCAACCGCUUUUGCAAGCCAAGUCGGUGGAAACUAUGACUGA